Messenger RNA from Canis lupus familiaris (dog), 2791 nucleotides. It is a transcript of the gene AAGAB, whose product is annotated as alpha and gamma adaptin binding protein. The transcript has 10 exons. NCBI's taxonomy places the organism in Eukaryota, Metazoa, Chordata, Mammalia, Carnivora, Canidae. Bases 74 to 1021 code for a protein of 315 amino acids. The record is from RefSeq and is a predicted model, not a curated record.
CCGCGCGCCGGCCGCAGUGGUGCAGCCCGAGGCGGAAGCGGCUCCGGGGCGGAAGCGGCUCGCGAGCGCAGCGAUGGCUGCGGGCGUCCCCUGUGCGCUCGUCGCCAGCUGCUCCUCCAGCUUCUCCGGAGACCGGCUGGUCCAGCAUAUCCUUGGAGCAGAGGAUCUUAUUGUGGAAGUGACUGCCGAUGAUGCUGUGAGGUUUUAUCCCUGGACCAUUGAUAAUAAAUACUAUUCAGCAGAUAUCAAUCUAUGUGUGGUGCCAAACAAAUAUCUCGUCACUGCAGAAAUCGCGGAGUCUGUACAAGCAUUUGUGAUUUACUUUGACAGCACACAAAAAUCUGGUCUUGAUAGUGUUUCUUCAUGGCUUCCGCUGGCAGAAGCAUGGUUACCUGAAGUCAUGAUCUUGGUCUGUGACAGAGUGUGUGAAAAUGGUGUAAACCGGCAAAAAGCUCAAGAAUGGUGUAUCAAACAUGGCUUUGAAUUGGUAGAACUUAGCCCGGAAGAGUUGCCUGAGGAGGAUGAUGACUUCCCAGAAUCUACAGGCGUAAAGCGAAUCAUUCAAGCCUUGAAUGCAAACGUGUGGUCCAAUGUAGUGAUGAAGAAUGAUAGGAACCAAGGCUUUAGCCUUCUUAGCUCAUUGGCUGGAGCAAACCAUAGCAUUGGGUCAGCAGAGACGUGUCAUUCAGAGCAGCCCCGUUUGCCAGCAGCAGCUAGGACUGAAUCUCUCUUGGAGCAUCGGGGUGGUGCAUCUAACACAACAGACGCUCAGCCUGAUAGCAUCGUGGAUCCCAUGUUAGAUCUGGAUAUUCAAGAAUUAGCCAGCCUUACUACUGGUGGAGGAGAUUUGGAGAAUUUUGAAAGACUCUUUUCAAAGUUAAAGGAAAUGAAAGACAAGGCUGCGACGCUUCCUCACGAGCAAAGAAAGUUGCAUGCAGAAAAGGUGGCCAAAGCCUUCUGGAUGGCAAUUGGGGGAGACAGAGAUGAAAUUGAAGGCCUUUCAUCUGAUGAAGAACACUAAAUUAUUCGUGCUAGGGUCUGUCUGAGAUACUUCCCUGCUCCACCCAGUUCUAUUUUGCUGAACUUCCCAUCACCAUGUUGGCCACCUGACUUAGUUCUAGGGCCCCCUUACUUUUAGUUUUUAAUAGAAGAUAGUAGGGCUUUUCUCCCUUGGUAUAUUUUAAGGGAGUGAGGAGUAUAACGACAACAAGGAGUGAGGGUUUUUCAAAUACACCAUUUCUAGGAACAGGAGUGAAAUGAGGCUCAGCAGCCUGUGUGAUUUGCCCAAGUUGAAAGAGAAGGCCACCACGCCAUUCCCGGUCCACCUUUUAUGUAAAUGUCCUCUGCAGUUACACUCGAUUACUGCAGAUCAGGAGCUGGUGCUACCUUUCCUAGGACUUCUGGACUUUCUGCUUUCAGGGAGCUUGCUGCUCUGAGCUUUGAUGCUUUCGAUGGCAGGAAAGGGUGCAGCUGCUGAUUUGAUUUGUGCUGUAGUCGAGAUGGGGCCAGAGUCAGUGGACCUCAGGUUAGUCUCUAGCUAAAAAAUGCCUCUGGACAUUUCAUCUGAAAUAGAGGGUCUCAGCUCACACUAGACACUAGAAAUUACUGAGAAACGAGUGUGAAUUUUUAGACAAUGAUAGAGGAAGCAAAGGUGUCCUUCUCUGGUAGAGAAAACAAACCCAUCUACCUUGCUGGGUUGCUGUUGUGGGGGUACAGGCAGGGGUUUUUGUUUAAAAGAGAGAAGGGAACUUCAGGAAUUCCCGGUUCUGGGCCAUUGAAGCAGUAUAUGAUCGUAUCCAGAGGCUUUUGCAUUAGUCUCGCCAGGAAGAAACUGUUCUUCCUUAGAACUCUUGAGAUGUCAGAGCUCUGCCAUCACACUUUAUACCCCCAAAACAAGGCAGUUUCCCGCCUCUCUGUCUCUGAGAGCCAAACAGAUCACUGCCAAAAUAGUCAUACUGCAGUGUGGGUGAGCCAGGAAAGGAUGUGAAAGGUUAGGCAGUGAAGCUCUGAGGACCUAUGUUACUUCCAGGGCUGGGGGGACGAGUGGGGGCAGCCCGAGGGGAACUAAUUGCCAGAGGGAACGUUUCCAAAGGAAGGGUGGGAAAUAGAGCAAAUUUAAAAAAAUCCCUAUUUCUGUGUUUGUAGAUACUUGGUAAUGCAUGCCAUUAACCUUCCCUGUGGUAGUCCCUGCCACGGUUCUAGACUAGUGCCCCAUGGCUCUAGACUGACUGGGAUGGUGCUGGCUAAGAACUGAUCCUGGCCUACUAUGGACUGUGAACUCCUUAGGUUACCAGCAGAAACAAGUUUCAUCCUCCCCCUCCCCCGGUGCACCGCCUUCUAAGCACUACAGAAAGAAUGGCAGGAAGAGUGGAAUGCCUCAGGUUCUGGACCAGGGCAGCUACCAGGAGGGAAGGUUUCAGUGAUUGGAGCAUUCAGGAAGAGCUGUCAUCACAGGCAACAUUGGCAGUUACCUUGCUUGGUGACUCUUUUUUUCCCCCUUCCUUUUCUUUUUUCCCCUCUCUUAACUAUUGUAAAGGUCUUUGAGACCAUAGUUGAUCGCCAAUUCCAUCAUUGUUUCUUUGAGGUGACAUUAAGCUAUUGAUUAAGAAUGUAAGGGAAGUUGGCUCUGGGAUUGCAAAAUGAAAGACAAUGUUCUUCUCAAAACAUAAAGGGUUCCAAAAAAUACAUCAGGUCACAUGGUUAGGAAAGACAGAUUAGAAAAAGCUAUGAAUGUGAUUUUGUGGAUUGAACAAAGCCAGGUGAUUAAAAAAUGAUUUAUUUAUAAAGUCUA